Puma concolor (puma) is the source of this 1317-nucleotide messenger RNA. The record is from RefSeq and is a predicted model, not a curated record. Lineage: Eukaryota; Metazoa; Chordata; Mammalia; Carnivora; Felidae.
GCGUCCUCCGCCCGCCCGCUCACCAGCCCGCCCGGCCCUCGACUCAUGUCCCGCCGCAAGGCCGGCUGCAUGCCCCGCCGAGUAGACCCCGCGCCCGCCGCCAACACAGACGACGAGAUGGAGAUGCCGGCCCUCGUCAUCGAAAUGAAGCCGGAGCCAGACGUGCGGCCCCUACAGGCCCCGGGGCUGGGGCCCUUCUCCCCGAAGGAAGUGCCCACGCCGAGGCGGUUCGAGGGCGAACCCCGCCGUUCCUCCGGCCCCGUGCCCGUCGGGAGCCCUCUCCACUCCCUCGGCGCGCGGAACCAGUGGGCACUGUGGACGCCGCUGAUCCUCAACCCUCGCGAACGCCACGACCCCAAGGCCCUGGGCUGCUUCCGCUGCGGGAGACAGUUCUCAGGGGCCUGGAAACUGCUGCGCCAUGCCCAGUGGGACCACGGACUGUCCAUCUACCAGACGGAACCCGAGGCCCCAGAGGCCCCGCUGCUGGGCCUGGCAGAGGUGGCCGCCGCCGUGUCGGCAGUGGUGGAGCCGGAAGCGGAGGCCAAGGGCCCCCGGGUGAGCAUCCCCCCGCGGCGGAGCCCCACCUGCCCCGUGUGCGCGAAGACCCUCAGCUCCUUCAGCAAUCUCAAAGUGCACAUGCGCUCGCACACAGGCGAGCGGCCCUAUGCCUGUGACCAGUGUCCCUACACCUGUACCCAGAGUAGCAAGCUCAACCGCCACAAGAAGACCCACCGGCAGCCACGGCCUCAGAGCCCCUUCAAGGCCAAAGCCAGCCCAGAACAGGCCUCUGCCGCUGCCCCUCCUGAGCCAGCGGCCCACGCCGCGGCCCCGGCCAGCACCCUCCUGCGCAGCAGCGGUGAGAGCGCCGGAGCGGCCGCCACGGCGGGGGUCCAGGAACCCGGGGCUCCUGGUGGUGGGGCACAGGUGGGCCCCGGCGAGGCCAGUUGGGAAGCUACCACCAAGGAACAGAGAACUGAACCUGCGAAGGGCCCGACGUCCCCCAAGAAGCUGCCAAAGCCGGCGGUCAAGAGCCGUGGGCCCGGGGGCAGCUGUGAGUUCUGUGGAAAGCACUUCACCAACAGCAGCAACCUGACGGUGCACCGGCGCUCACACACGGGCGAGCGGCCCUACACCUGCGAGCUCUGUCCCUACGCCUGUGCCCAGAGCAGCAAGCUCAACCGCCACCGCCGCAUGCACGGCCUGGGGCCGGGCAGCACCCGCUUCGAAUGUCCCCACUGCUGUGUGCCCUUCGGCCUGCGUGCCACCCUGGACAAACACCUGCGGCAGAAGCACCCCGAGGUGGCCGGGGACGCCUGA